AAACAUUCGCAAUUCGUCUAUUUUCUGACAAGAUGAUACACUAACAUUUAUAUUGAACAUAAAAAACCAUUGACAACCAUAGAGUCAUAUGAUUCCCAAAUCAAUGAAAAUUAAUACUUAAUAAACUUUAAUGAUAUAAACUCUAGACGGCAUAAAAAAAUAAAAAUAUAACAGUCAAAAUGUUGGCAAGGUAAGUAACUGUGAGGCUAGUCGUGUUAAAACCAAACGUUAAUUCGUUGAAAUGUUAAAAGGAUUUAUCUUUCAGAAGAUUUUAUAUUUUAUUUUUCACCAUUCUCUAUUUUUUAGCUGCAAAACACAUAAAACAUACUUUUAAAAUAAAUACCAUUAUUUUCUUUCCACCUUCGAAGUUAAAGUUAACAAAAAAACAAUAAAGCAGGUUGCAUGUAAAUUAAAACACGUUUUAGCGACUUAAUACAGAACAAAUUUAACUGUUAAAACUCCUGUAUAAACCCUUUAAGCCCUUAAUAUUUAUUUGUCGUGCAUGUAAACCCAGCUUUAUAAACCCUUUAAGUGCUUAAUACAUUUUUGUCGUGCAUGUAAACCCAGCUUUAUAAACUAUUUAAGACAUUUUAAUUGAGACUAAGAAUUGCAAACGUAUUAUUCAUACGAUGUUAAUAUAAAUUUUAUGUAUAUUCAAAAAAACAUUGUAUGAUUACCUUUAAUCUGCUUUUGAAAAAAACUUUCAAUUCACAUUAGUUAGAAAUAAUUAUUAUAUACAGGCAGACUUCCACUUUCAAGUUUCUUGGCAGGAACGGAAACGGGGAAAAAAUCACGUGAUUUUUUCGCUUUUUCGAAAAAGUUCAAUCAAAUUCGACUUUUUCCCGAGAGCUUCCAGGAUGGGAAAUAGAUUUCCAAUCAGGUCCUGUCAAUUUUGCUAACUCAGCAAAACAAUAAAUUCAAGAUGGCGUCGCAGUACGAGUACGAAGCCGAUAACUUCACAGAUAAUUAGAACUCAACCGAAGAUACCUUCGUUCAAGAAAACGAACAAUAUUUACGUGGUAUUUCUAACGGUGAUUUAAUACUCAGUCCAAUCUAGGAUGCAACUGUUGUAAAUGUAUUAAAAGAAAUCGAAAGUAAAAAUAACGAAAAAAUUGGGAAGUUGAACUGAUCGAGGAAGUAAGAAACUAUUCCUGUUUGUGGAAUUUGACGAGACAAAAAGUGCCAUAACUAUAAUAAUUACAAAGUUAAUUGGCUUAACUUUUGAAGAAAAGCCGCCAUAUUUGUUUACAUUUUUUCCCCGCCAUUUUAUUUCAAUGGAUUUAAUUAAAUUUUCCCGUUCCCGUCGUCCUUAUCCAGUUCCUGUUUCCGUCAAAAAACUUGGAAGUAGAAGCCCGCCUUAAGUUUCAUCUGACAAGGUAUAUCCGUAAGAUUAUUUCAAUAAAGUUCCUAUUGUUAAAUUUGAACCUUACUUUGGCAACGUUAUUCGCACUUUUAGAGCUACAUUUUCGAUUUCGUUUCUUUUAACUUGGUGUUAUUUCUCACUUGGAUACAUAACACGUUUACAUUGUCGACGCCAUGGAAAUUUCUCUAUCAUUAAGUCAGAUACAAGAUUAAAUGGCACUGUGGAAAAAUCUCUAGACGGUGUGACAAGAUCUGAAUGUGUUUUAUCGUGUUUAACAUGCGAUAGUUGCUCGUUUGUGAAUUAUCAUCCAACGAAUCUUGCGUGCGAGUUAAUGAAAGCUGAAGGAAAUGAAGUAUUAGAAGUUGGAUGGCAAUUUUUGUCAACAAAUUAUGGAACGAGAAAUAGGGGACCUGUUUGUCGAUCAUUCAGUCCAUGCGAACUUACAGAAGCAUGUGUUGAUACCUGCUUUGAAGACGAUCAAGUAGGAUACCAGUGCAUACCCAAUCAGUUUCAAAAAAUACCUACUUUGUCUAUGGCAGCAUUUCCGAUUCAUUCUUCAUACCCAUUAACGAACCUGCAAGAUGGGCAUGAUAGUACGUACGCUGGAACUUUCCAUGACAGCACAAGUCACUUUAGACUUGACUUCGGUAUGGUAAAAUUCAUUCGAUUUAUAACAAUUCGUUUGGUAACGACUGUCAGGAAAGCUGUGAUCACGGUUGAUGAUAAAUUCUGUUCAUGGGUACCAGAAGUAGCUGAUGUCAACUUUGUUGUAGAAUGCAAUUCAUUGUUAUCAGGUCAACAAGUUGUCUUAACUCAUCUGGAUUCUUCGCAAGCGUUUUUGGUGAGCGAAAUGCAUUUUUACGGUGACGUUUAA
Molecule: messenger RNA, 2237 nt
Organism: Hydractinia symbiolongicarpus
Lineage: Eukaryota; Metazoa; Cnidaria; Hydrozoa; Anthoathecata; Hydractiniidae
Exons: 3
Coding region: 1695-2237 (180 amino acids)
Source: RefSeq, a predicted model, not a curated record